Linum tenue is the source of this 567-nucleotide messenger RNA. Lineage: Eukaryota; Viridiplantae; Streptophyta; Magnoliopsida; Malpighiales; Linaceae. The record is from the annotation of a GenBank genome assembly.
AUGAAGGGGGCGAGAGCAAGUGCAAUGUUGCUAGUAAUGGUUCUACUCUCCAUCACUCUCUCCUCCGCCUUCGCGGCAAGAUCGCUGGCCGAAACCCUAGCCACAUCAUCACUGACCCCACUUCCCGUCCUGGACGUGAACGGGAAAGUGGUCCGAUCAGGAGCCAACUACUACGUCCUGCCUGCGCUCACUUUUGGGCCCGUGAACACCAAGUCAGGCUACACGGUCCGUACUUUCACGGAUCUUAACAUCCGGUUCGUGGUGGACACGCCCUGCGAGGAGGGAACCGUGUGGAAGGUGGACGACUAUGACGAUGAUGUGCAGCAGUGGUUCGUUGCGACCGGUGGGGUCGAAGGGAACCCUGGUCCGAGGACGGUGAAGAACUGGUUCAAGAUCUGGAAGUACGGUUCCAACUAUAAGCUGACGUAUUGUCCCGCGGUUUGCAAGUCGUGCAAGGUCGACUGCAAGGAUGUCGGGAUUUACGUGGAUGAGAAUGGCGGGAGGAGGUUGGCUCUGGUUGACAAAGAUGGGGAUCCUUUCGUGAUAAAGUUCGUCAAGGCUGAUUAG